UGGUCUCCAUGGUAACCGGUAGCCGCUAGCACACAGUAGCAGCUUCUGUCUUUAGCCUGAUGAUGUUGUAGAUGAUAUCAGCACAUCACUCCAGAGCAUAUCAACUCCUCUGUAACUACAGACUUAGACCCGUCAUUUAGACAGAUGAGUGUUUGAGUGCUUGGUGUUUGUAUUUCAUUACUCGAUGGUGGAGCUAGUGCGCUUCCAAUGGAGCUGAGAGAAUUAAACACAGCAGACUAUAACAGCGGCCACUACGGUUCCCUAAGGGCACGCAAAGCUCCCUUCGGUGAAGCGAACAAGGGUGCCGUGCAGAUUGACUGGAGCUCACGUCCUGACAAAAACGACGGUGAGGAUGAAAAUUCAGAGAAAACGCAAAAUCUCAGAGAGCUGCCACUUCACAUGGGACUGAAGAAAGCUAUACGGCAGGUGCAGCAGAUGCGAGUCCCUGUUGUGUCUAGUUGGGGUUCCUGGCAUUUCCGUCACUCCAAGUCCUUUCGGCGUUUCCGUGAGGACGUAUCGAGCGUUUUAUCUUUCGUCGAGCUCUGGAGGAAGUCCGUGCACCAGAUCGGAGGACAUUUUGGAGGAGGAGUCCAGUCCUAUUUCCUGUUCUUGAGAUUCCUUGUUAUUCUGAACUUCCUGUCCUUCCUGUUGAUGGCCGGUUUCGUGAUCAUACCCAGCAUUGUUUUCCACUCAGUCAACUCCAGCGGUCAAUUACUCGUUCCGUCCAUCAACCUUUCACGUGUGGAGGUGUGUCUGCAUUACGAUGUUCAGCCUCAACCUCUCACCAUUUACUACACCUACUUCCUGGAUUUGCUCUCAGGAACGGGCUUCAUGGAGUACUCGUACCUGUUCUACGGAUUUUAUAAUAACACCGAGGUCAUCAGCAAUGGGUUUUCAUACAACAUUCCACUGGCUUACCUGCUCACCGCUGCCUUCUACUUCCUGUUUUGCCUUUUAUGCAUCGUGGUUCGGAUGGGUGGAAUGACGCGGCUUGUCAUGGCGAUGGACGGAGGACGCUUAGAAGGGUACAGUGUGCUUGUUUUUACAGGGUGGGAUCACGGCCUCCAGGACCAGCGAGCUGCCACAGUAAAACACAACAACCUGCGCUAUCGCCUACAGGUGGAUCUGGAGGAGGAGAGGAUUAAGAGGAAGGCUGACUCUCUCACUCUCUCUCAAGCGUUCUUUCUUUAUUCCCUCCGAUUUUUCCUAAACCUCAUUGUUCUGGCAAUGAUAGUGGGCUCUUUCUUUGCCAUCAGUUUUGCAACCCAGUACAGUCAGUCUCAACAACAGGAAGGCAUUGUGGGAUUGCUGCUGGAGUAUCUGCCCUCCAUCGUUAUAUCAGCCAGUAAUUUUGUCGUUCCUUUUCUGUGUGACCAGAUCGCUAACCUGGAGAAAUACUCGCCUAGUGUCACUGUGAUCCUUGCCUUACUACGGGCUGUGUUCCUGCGUUUUGUGAGUUUAGCUGUACUCUUGUAUACUCUGUGGAAACAGAUCACAUGUGGGGGAAAUACAGGAACCUGUUCACCCUGCGGCUACAGCUACAAACAGUAUCAGUGCUGGGAGACACGUGUUGGGCAGGAAAUGUACAAACUGACUCUGUUUGACUUUCUUAUUACAAUUGCGGUGAUGAUACUGGUGGAGUUUCCUCGCAGGCUGGUAGUGGAUCACUGCUCAUGUAAGCUGGCUCAGUGGGUGGGUCGUCAGGAGUUUGUUGUCGCAUCGAAUGUGUUAGCACUUGUUUACAGUCAGACUAUAGUGUGGAGUGGCGCUCUGUUCUGUCCUAUACUGCCGCUCAUCAACACCAUCAAGUUCAUCAUCAUAUUCUACUGCAAAAAGGUCACUCUAUUCCAGAACUGUCGUCCGGCGGUGAAGACGUUUCGCUCCACAAGCUCCAACUUCUUCUUCUUCCUGGUUCUUCUGUUCGGUUGGGUGCUCUCCAGUGUGGUGCUAAUUUACAGCGUAGCUAAUAUUCAUCCGUCCUAUGGCUGCGGUCCAUUCCGUUUUUCCUCCUCCAUGUGGGCUGUUGUUCCUAGUUCUUUCCAUUCACUGACCAACACAACGCAGGAGUUUCUGCUGUAUAUCGGCUCACAGGCUUUCUCCAUCCCACUCUUCAUCCUAUCAUGUGUGGUGAUGUCUUAUGUGGCUGUGUUGGCGUCGGUUUACGGGAAGACUGUUAAUCUGCUGAAGAAACAACACAAACUGGAAGGACGAGAUAAACAGUUCCUGGUCAAACAGAUCAAGGAGCUGAGUGCAAAGGUUUCCAGAAACGAAAAAGAACCACAACUAAGCGAUGGCAGAGGAACCAGAGAUGACAUAGGCCCAAGAAGUGCGGUGCCAGGAUGGGGAGGAAACUACAAUUCUGCAUUUGAGCGAGAUGAAGGACCAGCGAUGCCAGCUAGAGACUUUAGGAAUAGUGGCUUUUAUGAGAGAGACAUGUGACAUUCCUAUCAUAUCAUCAAAAUGGAGUCAUAAACAACGCUGUUAUAAUUUUCCCCCAUACUUCAUAUUGGCAAAAUUUACAUAAAUGUUUUCUUUGCUUCAUGUCUCACAGCCAAAAUCUACUAUGCAUGUAGUGUUUGUAUGUGAAGUAGGAUGCUCUACAGAUGUACAUGGAAAUAUUUUUAUGACUGUGACUACUGUUUUUCCUGUACAGCUACUCUAUGAGAGGGCUUGCUAUACCAUAUGCUGUAAUAUGAUGUAAAAAUCGGUAUAUAUAAAGUGUCCAUUUUGUGUCAA
Pangasianodon hypophthalmus (striped catfish) is the source of this 2736-nucleotide messenger RNA. RefSeq names its product transmembrane channel-like 4 (gene tmc4). The record is from RefSeq and is a predicted model, not a curated record. Lineage: Eukaryota; Metazoa; Chordata; Actinopteri; Siluriformes; Pangasiidae. The transcript has 17 exons. Gene Ontology annotation, cellular component: plasma membrane. The coding region runs from base 208 to 2439 and encodes 743 amino acids. Gene Ontology annotation, molecular function: mechanosensitive monoatomic ion channel activity.